This is a messenger RNA of Asterias rubens (European starfish), 1874 nucleotides long. Its product is annotated as legumain-like. The record is from RefSeq and is a predicted model, not a curated record. The transcript has 13 exons. Gene Ontology annotation, biological process: vacuolar protein processing. Gene Ontology annotation, molecular function: cysteine-type endopeptidase activity. Lineage: Eukaryota; Metazoa; Echinodermata; Asteroidea; Forcipulatida; Asteriidae. The coding region runs from base 176 to 1459 and encodes 427 amino acids.
UCAACAUCACACGACACGGUUGUUUGCGUCGUCGGCUGGUCGUGGAAGCGAAAGCAGAAAUUAUCAUCGCUCUGCUCUGCAAGUGAAGUAAAAACAACAAAGAAUUUUGCUGAGCACGGUAUCAAAAAAGCUAUCGUUUCACAUUCCGAGUAGAUACGCUAAACUAAAACAAAGGAUGAAAGUCUUGCUGCUUGGGCUGAUAUCCUUGGUGUACAGUGUCAGUGCUGUCCCUGUGGAUGGUAAUGAACCUGUUCACUGGGCUCUUCUGGUGGCUGGAUCCUCAGGCUGGUACAACUACAGACAUCAGGCUGAUGUUUGUCACUCCUACCAGGUUCUGCACAAUCAUGGCAUUCCUGAUAGCCACAUAGUGGUAAUGAUGUAUGAUGACAUUGCCAACAAUAAAGAAAAUAAAAUGCCUGGUAUUAUUAUCAACCAUCCUAAUGGGUCUGAUGUAUACGCUGGUGUGCCCAAGGAUUACACUGGGGAGGAUGUGACACCAGACAACUUUCUUAAGGUCCUACAGGGAGAUAAGAGUGGGAUGACAGGCAUAGGCAGUGGCAAGGUCAUAGAGAGUGGACCCAAUGACAAUGUUUUUGUCUACUUCUCUGAUCAUGGAGCCACAGACCUCAUUGGUUUCCCAUCAGCAGAGCUCAUGGAGACAGACCUUAAACAGGCACUGGAGAACAUGUCAAAGCAGGAUAAAUUCAAGAAGUUUGUGUUUUAUUUAGAGGCUUGUGAAUCUGGUUCCAUGUUUGACAACUUCAAAAUCAAGGAUCUCUAUGUGACAACGGCAUCAGCACCAGAUGAAUCCUCAUAUGCUUGCUACUUUGAUGAUAAACUGGGUACUUUUCUUGGGGAUGUGUACAGUGUGAGAUGGAUGGAGGACUCAGAUAAGGCAAACUUCAAUACGGAAACCCUCCUGAAGCAAUUCAAAGCCAUCCGAAGAGAAACCAACACGAGUCAUGUUGAAAAAUACGGAGACCUGUCUAUUGAUAAAGAUACCCUCGGAGAGUACCAAGGAUCGGGGUCAAAGUUCAACAAUGUUCAGGUUGUUGACCUUGCCGAUAAACCAUUAGGAGCAGUCCCAAGUCCGGAGGUUCCCAUGGCAAUCUUACAUCACCGGUUAAUGGCCGCCAAAGAUCCAAGUCAACGCAAUGAAAUUCUCCAGAAAAUAGUUCAACUCGGACAGGCACAACAAAAGAUGAUGUCAGUUCUACAGUCUACUGUCUCAACACUUCUUGAUGGAGAUCUUGUAGAUAAGGCGAUGUCCAGACAAGGUGUUCAGGUGACAAACUGGGACUGCUACAAGACGUCUGUUCGUUACUUCUCAGACAGAUGUUUCCCAUUCAAGGAGAAUGACUUUGCCCUCUCACUGAUGUACAUCGUAGCUAAUCUGUGUGAGCGACAAGAGGUGUCUACAGAUAUGAUACUGUCAUCUUUUGAUAAGCACUGCAAGUAAAAUCCUAGACAUCAAUGAUCUACUUCUGGCUGCAACAAAGUGAGUAAGCUGUGGACACCUGAAACACUUUGGAUUUUAAAGAUCAUAAUUAGUUUUCUUUAAGUACUUUUGUAACAACUCAACCUAAUUCAUUUCAACUAAACUCUUUAUUCAAACUACUUGUAAUUGUGCUGUAAAGCAAAGGAGUCUGCCUCUCACAUCUAUUUGUCAUUUUGUGGCUAUUCAUAUUUUGCUAUUGAACAUACAAUAUUGAAAUAGAGAAUGUUUAAGCUUAUAACUACACUUUCUACAGGUCAUUGAACUGGCCUCUUGUGGUUGAACUUAACAUCAUUAAAGGGAGGUACACGUUUUGUAAUUACUCAAAACAAAUAUUAACUUAAAAACUGACUUGGUAACGGGCAUUGGAGAGCUGGUG